AUGGAGGUUCGCCCUACGGGGAAGAAUAUGUUGUGGAAAUUUUGUCGACGGGCAGAAUAUAAUGGAGGUUCGGGCAAGUUCGGAAGGGAAUGGAUUUUCCCCCGUCUUGUGUUGAAUAGUGGAGUCCGGGACUCCCGUGUAUAUGUGUAUUAUGUGAAGUGUAAGGUUCGGGGAAGGACGAAAGAGAAUGGACUUUCCCCCGUCUUGUGGUGA
Messenger RNA from Arabis nemorensis, 213 nucleotides. NCBI's taxonomy places the organism in Eukaryota, Viridiplantae, Streptophyta, Magnoliopsida, Brassicales, Brassicaceae. The record is from the annotation of a GenBank genome assembly.